AAUCUAACGGCUUCAGUUUCGAUUUUUAUCUAACGGUUUACGAUCAGAGUUACAACGGCGCACGUUAAUUGAAGGCGCAUCAUAGACUCACCCUCUUCUCCAUUUCAAAUUUUUCCAAAUCUUCGUCUCCAAUUCGCAUUCGCACAAACCCUACCCUACCCUCAUCAUCUAUUUCCUAUUUCCUAUUGCUUGGUACGGAGAUGAAAGUCAAGAUCUUGCGUAUCCUUCUAUGGCAUGCUGUUGCUUCGUGGACUUGGGAUGCCCAGGAUGAAACAUGUGGGAUUUGUAGGAUGGCCUUUGAUGGAUGUUGUCCUGACUGUAAACUUCCUGGGGAUGACUGCCCACUGAUUUGGGGUGCAUGCAAUCACGCAUUUCAUUUGCACUGUAUCUUGAAAUGGGUGAAUUCUCAGACAUCACAAGCGCAUUGCCCCAUGUGCCGUCGGGAAUGGCAGUUUAAAGGAUGAGACCAUGGAUUUUUUUUUACUGAGAGCAAUGUAAAUUGGUCUAGUUAAUUUGAAGACUCAUCUUCAUGUGUAUGUAUGGCAUCUUUAUUAGCUAGUCUGCUAAUGUACUUUAAUAUCUUUGUUGUUUCGGGUGAGGUGGGGAUCAAAAUCAAAGUUUAGUGCAAGUUUAUUUUUGUCACUAAUGAUGAAUGAUGAUUUUCUUUUCGUUCUCUCUUAUAGAUAGUAUGCUUCCGUAGC
Gastrolobium bilobum is the source of this 701-nucleotide messenger RNA. Its product is annotated as anaphase-promoting complex subunit 11. The transcript is spliced from 3 exons. Gene Ontology annotation, biological process: positive regulation of mitotic metaphase/anaphase transition; anaphase-promoting complex-dependent catabolic process; protein ubiquitination. Gene Ontology annotation, molecular function: zinc ion binding; cullin family protein binding; ubiquitin protein ligase activity. The record is from RefSeq and is a predicted model, not a curated record. The coding region runs from base 201 to 464 and encodes 87 amino acids. Lineage: Eukaryota; Viridiplantae; Streptophyta; Magnoliopsida; Fabales; Fabaceae. Gene Ontology annotation, cellular component: nucleus; anaphase-promoting complex.